This is a messenger RNA of Chilo suppressalis (striped riceborer), 9060 nucleotides long. Lineage: Eukaryota; Metazoa; Arthropoda; Insecta; Lepidoptera; Crambidae. The record is from the annotation of a GenBank genome assembly.
UAUACAUAUAUAUAUAUAUAUAUAUAUAUAUAUUAUACAUUAGGUAUAUUUGAAAUCUACCUAAAUAUAUUAAUUGGCUCGGAAAGUUUUAAUACUAUCUUUAAAAAUACUUUUAUUAGACAUGUAGGUAGAUAUUAUCAAAUAUAGGUACGCAAAGAUAGAGAUAAAAGAAAACUUAUUGAACUUUAUUGAGUGGUGCAGAUACACGUGAACUGUACAUGCGUCAUCAAUACUAAAAUACAUCGAAAUAAUAAAUCUCAGCUCACAACUUCUUUGUUACCAAUUCGAUUUUAUACGUUAAAAAAUUUUUAUUGACAGCAGAAUUUGACUUUUCAAUAACGUAAUAUCUCAUUUACUAGGAUAUUUAUAUUUAUUUAUUUUACGCACUAAAGAACUUACUGUCGAUUUUUAGCUUGUAAUUACCAAAAUAAUUAUCUAGUCAUAACUUAAUCAACAUAGCGAACUAAGUAUCCAUUUGGCAAAUGAGGGCGUGCGGCCCAGAGCAGCACACAUAAAUUACGUAAGCUUUUUAGUCUGUCCAAGCUUGCUGAUCAUUUAAGCGGGCCUGCUCCCCACUCGAACACGUUCUGAGAGAGCUUCGUUAGUGAAAAACUUAUGCUAUCAACUCAAUACCAAAAGCCAAAAAUCUUUUUACAAUGGGUUCACCGCCAUAGCAGAUUGGGGAGAUUACGUUACCCGCAAAACUCUAUGUCAGAGACAGUUUCUAAUUUAACAAUGUGAUGAGUCUAUUAUUCAAGUUCCGCUUUUUACCGUGAAGACGUAAUUGUAUUAAUUUAUCCGCGAAUUGGACACUUUUGUAUUUCCUUUUAAUAUUCAUAGCAUUAAAGUGUAAAGACUCGUAAUAGCAAUUGAUUAUUGAAUAUUUUUUAUUAAAAUCGUGUUUUCAUUUGAACCAUUACUUAUUUUCAAUUAAUUCAGUUGUUCACCUAGUCUAUUCCUGUUAAGUGAAUCCGUAAUGUUUCUGCUCUAUUUCAGCUUAAUAUAGACCGUGUCAUACAGCAUACUUCUAAUACACAAUUUUCGUUUAUUUGUAGUUAUAGUUUAUCAUUCUUAUUGGCACUCGAUCAACUCCACCAGCGCAGUUAUGCCUCGGAUCCGUUCUCGCAUUUAAUGAAAUUUUUGUAGAGAUUAUUCGUUACUUUAGGUCAGGGUUUCUUAAAGGUCCACGGGCUCCUUAGGAGUCCACAGCAUGUGAAUCAAGGGUCUACAGUAGCUCAAUUAACCCAUGACGUAUAAUAAAGUCAGUAUAACUGAGUCUAAUUAAACUGCCAAUAAAAGUCAGUUUUUAAUAUAAGGUUUCUUUUCAUUUACUAAAACUUUUUUUAUAGAUGUCUGUUGAACUAUUAAAUACUGAAAGUGGUGCUUUCUUGCAAAAAGUUUAAGAAACACUGCUUUAGGCAGAGACCAGGUGCGUUAAAUAGGAAACUACGACCAUAUUAAAUUUAUACUUGAUGUUCGUAUUGUUUACAAGUUAUAUUAAUGUGUGACAUAAUUAAAGAUGCAUCGAGUUUCUACUAUUAAUAAUGAUUUUUUUAUGUUGAAAGUAUGUUUUUUUUAUUAUAUUGACCUGUAGUUUGCCGAUUAAUACUAAAAAUACAAACUUUUUUCUUGUGUUGUAAGCACAAUGUAAGAAUUAUAAUUAUAAAAUAAAACUUUUCUUAUUUUUUGUUACCUUUGUUAUUUUAUUAAUAAUUGCACUGUAUUGCUAUAAAACUGAUGUUGAUAUUGAGUAAAAUGUAAACGCCCAAGUGUGUAGAUAUUUUUUUGUAUUGUUAGAUUUAAGUGCAUUUCAAUUUGUAGUUGUAGAACAUUAUGGGUAUGAACUUAUUGUGUAUAUCAUCUGUUGAAAUGUGACAUUGCAUUGUUUUUGAUAAUAAAUAUUAUAACAUUAUAUUAGUAGGCAUUUUAAUCAAAUCAAUUUUAAAGAAAAUAUAUGCUUGAGUGUCGUAGAAUACUCGGUUGGAACGAAGUUCAAAUUAUUUAUAUAAUACCACUAAUCCGCACUGGGCCCGCGUGGCGAGUCAUGGCUCAAUCUCCGUAUUCCAUCGUGUUGGUUGUUUGUGUGGAGCGACCUCUACAUCGAUAGACGUUUCUAACACGUCCAUCUUUUAUGAGUACGAGUUCCAUCUCGACGAAACCUGAGACCAAGACCUCUCGAUGAUGAUGUAGAAGUGGGCUUGAUGGUUAGCGACUGCCAUAACUUCGUCGCUUGCGAUACUACAAUUAUCACCUGUAGUUGUGUGCUCUGCCCGCACUAACGUGAGCGCGUACGUCUUGUACCUAGUACUUAGCGGCAUCGUUGGCCCUCAACACGCUCGCUUCGAUUCUAGCGAUGUCGACGCAGAGUCCCUAACCACCACUCCCGGUCCAUUACUCACCGCUCUCUGUCCAUCACUCACCGCUACCGCUCCAUCACUUGCCGCGCUUUGUCUAUCACCUCUGCUCCCGUUCCUCCACUCACCGCUCUAAAUCCAUCACUCACUACUCCCGGUCCAUCGUCCCCGCUCCCGGUCCAUCGUUCACCGCUCCCGGUCUAUCAGCCCCGCUCAUUUCUUGUCAAUUUUUAUUCUGGACUAUCUCACGAAAUCCAACGUCUAGUCUUGUAAUCCAGUCUCGUAAUCUUGUCCUUCUACUUCUCCUUAGUGUCAGCUGUACAUGAUAAACAACGCUGUCGGCUGCGAUGGCAUGAGUCACACUAUAACUAUUCAGGACUACUUCCUUUCAGUUCUUACACACAUUAUAUUUUUUUCCUUCGGAAAUGGGUCGUUUCCUUCCUUGUGGAUAAAAGACUUUAUCAUUCCUCUCCCAAAAACUAAUGUCCCAAACUCAUUAUGCCUGUACUGUGUGUACUGUAUUUCUAUGGUGCCCAUCAUUUCAAGUCUUGGAAGCAGUAGGCACUGGAAUAGUUUUCGCAAUUUAUACUGGGCAACUCUUUAUUGUCAUAAUUUGAAUCUAGUUUUCGCCCUGAUAGACCAGGGUCGAUAAUUUUAAAAAUGGUGAAAAGUGAAAAAAAAUUAUAGUAGGAUGAAACCCAUUACAAAAGGUAGAGAAUAUAACAAAAAUGAAAGGAAAAAUAAAUUACGGGCGAUCUGAGGUCGGGAAGGGGGAGGGGGUGAGUUUUAAAGGGUAAAAAAUGGUUAAUCUCGAUUUCCGGUAAAACUGCAAGUCCUAUGAAAAAAAGUUAAAUCGCAAAGUUGUAGGUAAUAAAAAGAUCGACACUUUUUUCACAUAACCUCAUAAUGUAUGUGAAAAAUGCGAAUAACCGAGUUUUUGGUUUUUGAUUUUUAUUUUUUGCAAAAAAAUUUUUUUUUCACGAAAUUUGGUGAAAACUUACCUUUGUAUGUCGUAUGCCAAAACAUACAGCAAUUUUUUUGAUUUAAAAUAUUCAUUUUUUCACCUUAUUUUGACUUAAUAUCGAAAAAGCACCCUUAUUUUCAAUCGAAAAUUCUCACGUCAAAAUAUCUGCUUUUUUAAAAAAGUUGGGGUGUUUUUUGUUUGUUGAAAUCUCUACUUUCUGAUGGUAUAAAAAAAUAUACACUACUAUGGUAAAUGUUCUCAGAAAAUGCAAAUUAAUAAUGAAAAAAACUCGAAUCACAGUAAGUAAAUAAUGUUAAAUCAAUCAUAAUCCUCAAUCAACUGUUGGUUUUAUCACACAAGGGACCGGAUGACAUCGUAACCUCCAAGCAAUUUGGAAUUUCAAGGAAUAUCGUCUAUUAUGUACGUGGGUACUUACAUAUCGUCCUUCAUAACUGUAGUUACAAAUUAGUUUUAGCUAGUAUCAUCUCUUAACCUUCUAUGCUAUUAUGGAAUGAAAGUAAAAUAAAUAAUGCUUAGAAUAGGUAAGUCUACUAAAUACAAGUCAUUGCUGAAAGCAAAAGUCUGUCAACUGAAUGGGCUAAUUCGCAUGUUAUUGUAGGAGAUGAUGAAAAUUAUAGGCUUUUUUUUAUUUUAAAUAAUAAAAACACCCGUCUCUCUUAAUUCUGGAUAACAUCCUAGACCCGACCAGUACCCUUAGCACGAACCACCACGGUACUGAAGCCUUUUCGGAAACCGGUUUGUUCGGGAGGUUAGAAGUCGUCAAACCUGCGAGCGAGGCGAUUCGUUAUAACUCUCGAAAACAACUUAUAGAUUUUCAUUACAUGAUCUAUUCAUACUCUAUUAUAUUAUGAUAGACGUGCCCUCACAAAACAGCUUUGUAGCAAAUGAUGAAGUUUCUUUAUACAGCGGUGCACUCCCCUACACCUUCCAAGCCUCACUGGUUUUCUGUAAGAACAAACUCACUUUUCACCGCGUUACUCGCCGGUGCGAUUUAAAAAUGUGAAAUUCUUGUUUAAAUCACACAGCGGAUUCCCUAAGCGAAAAGUGAAUUUGUUUUUGGAGAAUAAUAGCACUGUUAUUUCAAGUGUGAUGUUCAAGUGUGCGGAAUUGAAAUCACUCGACGUCCUGAAAGCUAAUAGACCCGAUGGCAAUCUAGUUCUUAAAGUCAACAGUCACCACAGUAUUGUAUAAAGUCCUAAAAAAGGUCCUUAACAACCACCUGACACCAGAGAAUUCCUUUUUUUUAAUGCACGUCAAUACAGCUUUAGACCGAAAAGAGCGAUGAGUGAUGAUAUUCAAGUGUAUGUAACUCUGUUAAGUGGAAUAGUCAAUUCACUAUAGCCUUAAAAUAUAGUAAGGCUAUAGUGGAUGGACUAUUUGCCUCGACCAUUAAAAAUCAGUUCUGUUCCUGAUUGGCUGAUCAAUUCUGUUCCUGAUUGGCUGACUUGGCAUGACUGUAAAAUUUGUUUUCUCACGAAUGGAAAUACUUCGCUGUCAAGUCAUCAGGCUUCCAAAAGAACAGGGCAUUCAUUAGGUACCAGCUAAAACCAGUUUGUUCUACAAGUGGACUUUCAUCUAAAAGUCAAAAUCACGUACCAUCAGGCGAAACUCGUUCUCACAUAAAAGAAAACAUAUAAAUCAAGUACACAAUGAGGCGAGGACACUGGCCGACACGCCAAAAACAGGGCUAAUUGUUAAAUCCGCCUUUGUCACUUUAAAUGUGCGGGCAAGCAAUUUUAUACGAUAUUUAAUUAAAAAGGAUUCAGGCACCUGUCAGAGCUUUACGGAUGACGAUGAAAAGGACAUUUUCCUUUUCAAAAGCUUAUGUAAAUUUAAGAAAAGCUUUUUUAUCCUUAUCAGGCCACCUAACAAUAGGGAAAUUAACUGUGACACGCCACCUUAUUGUGCUAUAUUGUAAGGUAAAAUUUGGUUUGAAAUGUGCUCCCAGUGUCUUUUUAUAAGUAUUUGGCAAGACGUAAAAAUUCCCUUUUAUUUUUAAGCAAAUUUCAAUUAUAUUAUUAAUCAUAAAUAUCCUUAUAGCAUUGCAUAAUAGCGCUAGUUCACAAGCAUAACGCAUCAACCAGCCUUCGCAGAGAUUUUUAUGAGAACAAUAUAUUUUUAAUAAUAAUCUCUUACAAUAAAUCUAUAUUUAUUCAAUGUUUAAAAAAUAUCGUUUUGUCAUUCAUAUUUUUUUUCAUAGAUUAUGUAAAUUACUUUUAAUGUGUCUUCAAAAUAAUUUUAGAUAAAUGGAUACAAAGACUGAAUACGUAGUAAUUUCUAAUAAAAACCUAAAAGAAAGUGAAUACAUUAACCUGCUGUAAAUAUUUAACCAAGACCUAGUUCUUCCAAAGCGUAUUCUUUAUUCACUACUCUCUUGGACAUACCUGCCUUGGUACAUACAUGCCUGUACUUGCACAUAAAAUUUUCACUGUACAGUCAAGGCCAGGUUCAUAAAUAAAUUUGAUAUUUAAAAGAUCUUGGACUUUGCAAUAUGGGCAAUAUUCACAGUUUUGCCACCUUGGCUUUUUUUAAGGCGCCAAGUCAAAGGUAAAAUAUCGCCAGAUUUCAAAAAUUUGGAUUUAAUAAAAUACACCAAAAUCCGCUAAAUUACAAUUACAUCACUGAUAACAAAAAACCCUAAUUUAAAUAAAAAACCAGUGAAUACGUAUGAGAUGCUACAUAAAUAACUGUAUCCCGCUAAAUUCUAAAUUAAAUCUAAAUUAGUAAAAUUUUGUUAUUUAAAAAAAAUGGCAAUAUUGUUUUUACUUACUUAAAACUUUUCCGAGCGUUACCUUAGUAGUACUAGAGAAUGAAAUAAAACCAGGUUUAUAUGUAUUUACAUUCAUUAUUUAUAAUCAAGAAAUAAAUCAUAAACAAAAUGUGAAAUUUAAAAUUCAAUAUUGUUAAAUGUUACAUCUUCUAUAACUUCAUCGUCGUUCAUAGACGCCGACGCUUCUGUCAAUGAAGCCGAUGUCUUUUGUCAAUGAAGCUGAUGUUUGGUUGCGGCUGUAGUGGAUUUUUGAAAGAGUAUUUUGUGUUUUUUAAAUGAUAUCUCUUGAUUGCCGGAUAGAAUUUACAUUAUUGGUUUGUACUUUUUUGUUUCAGCAUGUCUUCUCAAAUUUACUACUCUUGCUAAUAAUUCUGCUUUACAAAAUGAACAAAACGCCUUCGCAUCAACACCUGCUAAAGGUUUAAGCCAGGUUUGGAAUUCGUCGAGUGAUUCCCAUUCUUUUCUAUACUUUUGUAUGUAAUUUUUUUUCUUGAAUAGAAUUUCCAUAAUAACAUAUAAUUGAAUACUCUAAACAUAUAGCUUCAGGAGUUCACACACUGUUACAAACGUUUCUAUCAAAUCAAACUUUUACACUUUUUAACAACACAAUGAACGCGAACCUAAUACCUAAAACAGAAUGAAUGAUUGAAGGAAGCCCUUAACAGACAAACAAUUUUAUUUAAUGUUAUCUGGAAUGAAGUAUAGUUGCUGCUAAACUGCUGGUUAAAAAUACAUUUUAACUUUUCCCAAAUAUCUACAUAAAACCAGCAAAGCCUUACUUAAUAUAUAGGGGGCAAACGAUCUAAUCCUAAAUUGAAACGGUCGACACGGCAGAAUUUAAAAUAGCAACGGCCAAACACGAAAACAAUUUUUAAACUAAAUGUUUACUCAAUAUAAUAAAUGAAUAAAUAACACCAACACUCACACCAAUUAGCCUAGCUCCAAAGUAAGCACUGUAUGGCUUGUGUUAUGGGAUAUUAGGGUAACGAAUAGAAUACAUAUAUUGUACAUAUAUGAGUAUAUUUAUAUAAAAAUACAUAUUUAUCAUCCAUGACUGGAGUACAAAUGCUCGUAUUCAUCACACAAACAUUUGCCCCCACCGGGAUUCGAACCUGGGACCUCUAUAAACCACUCGGCCACGGAGGUCGUCAAUGAGAUUUUAUAUAUACAUAUAUCUUAUAUAUAAAAUUGUCGUAUCACAAUGUUAGUUACCAUACUCCUCCGAAACGGCAUGAAAGAUUUUCAUUAAACUUUAUAUGCAUACUCAGUAAGAUUGAGAAUCGGCUACAAUAAAUUUUUCAUACCCCUUAGUGAUAAGGGUUGUCCACCCCUAACAUUUCCCUUUUUUUGGACAAAAUUUUCAUUUUGUAUUCUUUUAUGGUUCUUCAUAAAAAAAUAUAUACAACCCUAAUUUUUACCCUUCUACCACCAGCCCCUAUUUUUAUGUCGCUACGAAGUUCGCUGGGUCAGCUAGUAUUAUUCAAUAUUUAAAAAACUGGUCCUUGCUCUUUGAAUAUAGCAAAAUAUGAUGACAGAAAUGAUGGUUCGAACUCGACAAAUCAAACUCUCAUGAAACUCAGUCGAAAGAUAAUUGAAAGUGUUAUGACUUGACAACUUCGAAACACCUUAAUAAUCUCGCUAAGCAAAAUUGAAAGCUCGAUGUUCUCAGAUUUGAAAUCCGUACACUCAGCGUUCUAAUAUGAGCACGAGCUUACCACUAGACCAUGACGCUAUGGAUUCACAUACUUCCUACUUUCAUUGAUUACAGAAAAAAUCAUCGAACGCUCCUGUUGUUCGUUGGUGCCACAACCUUAUAAUAAAAAGAAAUACCACCCAUAGAUCCGGACUGGGCCCGCGUAGGUCUAGGCAUGGCCCAAUCCCCCUGUUGCCGAAACUGGCAGUUUUUAUACCAUUUAUUUUGAAUGUUUUUGGGUAUUUUUUUUGACUUUUAUUGUCACUUACAAUUGUAUACGUAAUUAAACGUCAAUUAAGAAAAAACCGCAUUUUAAUAGUUUUCCUUAUAUUUUUUGGUGUCAAAGUGUUUAAGUAAAUAUAAUAUGCUUACCAGAAGCCAUGCCGCCGCUAAGGCAAAUAAAUCUAAUAAAAGUGACAAUUCUGUGGCAUCGUCGUCGCGUUCAUCGGCUACAGUACAAGUACGAGUGCUUGAAGCAGAGGCGCAACAUUUGCGGCGCAUUGCAGACCUAGAGCGCGCCGAGCGUGAGCGCGCCCUGGCCGCGGAGCGUGCCGUAGCCGAAGCUGAGCACCGUGCUCAUAAUGCUUCCCUCGAAGCUUCUACUGGAAGUAAGGGCAGCAGUCGACAUUCAAGCCGCAGAUCGAAAGUAGUCCAGGAGUGGCUAAACCGUGGAGAUGGUAACGAGUCUACGAUUAACUCUAUUCCACCCCAGACGUGUAUGGAAACGUCGCACCCUAAAGUCCCAGCGACUGUGCCCUACUUAGCACCUGAAGUCGUGACGACUGUAGGGGUGCCACUAGACGUAACCUCGUCCGCUAUGGGGCGUGAGGACACUACCCAAAUACGUGACCGUCACCACAACCCUCUUAACCCACAGUUGCAACCCUGUACCUCUAAUACUUUCCCCACUAAUUGUAAUAAUAAUUUCAGAGCGCCUUUAAAUGCAUUUGCGCCACAAGGUGGUACACCCUUUACCACCGCGUAUGCGCCACACGUUGGGACGACGUCUAAAGAAAUUGACACGUUACGGCUAGCCGAAGAAGUCGCCAAAAUUGCGGCUGCUACUGCUACACUACCGAAGUCAGGUUUCGUUAGCCUUCCCUUUUUUGACGGCAAACCAACCGAAUGGCUUGUUUUUGUUGAAGGAGACGACAAAUCAAGCUAGUGCAACUGCAUGGUAAUAAUGUUUGUCGUUGACUGAACUUUGACGUGACAUUAGAUGAAUACUUGAUUUGAUAGCUUCUGUCUGUGUCAGUGA